Messenger RNA from Sesamum indicum (sesame), 2188 nucleotides. Lineage: Eukaryota; Viridiplantae; Streptophyta; Magnoliopsida; Lamiales; Pedaliaceae. The record is from RefSeq and is a predicted model, not a curated record.
UCUUCUUGGGAUUCCCCACUUUGAUUAUAAUACCGGGAACACGAUGCACACUCAAGGUAUCAGAUCAUGCAUACUAGAAUGAAAGGCUAAAGAUCCCCCAAAUGAGUAAGGGGCUUCAUUGCCUACGUCUCAAGCUAUCUUGCAGACCUCUAUAUUUAGUGAAAAUGACAUAGUAUGGUACAAACAAUCCCACAAUUACUUUUUAACAGCAUAACAGGUUUCGCUCCUUGGACCACCUUUUGUCGCUAUCUUGAGGAUAUGUACAGCCGACUGCAUACAAUCCAACAUAUAUAUUGGCUCUCCAACAUCAAGUUUAUUCUAUACCUGAGAGAACACUCAAAGCAUUUGGAGUGGUAGAAGACCUUUAAUAUCCAGUUUAGUUCGUCCAAAUACCUUGCGAUUAUUUCUGGUAGAACAAUACCAAUAGGCGAAGCUCAGUGUUCCUAAGAUCAUCACCAUCUCAUACUAUACAUUUGUCUGUAAAGUUGUUUAACGCUUUUAGUAGUGCAGAAUACGUUAUGUUCGUUAGCUGAAGUGUACAAAGUCUGUUAGGGAGUUGGGAGCUGGAUUCAAGUCUCCCGCCCAUAUGUGUGUAUAUAUACAUUCACCUGAUCUGUAUAUGAUGAAUGGAUUUACAGGAACUGCAUUUCUUGUAAUCCGAAACACACACACACACACAUAGAGAGAGAAAGCGGUUGCUCCUUCCUCUGGAAGCUAUCAACAAUGGCGGUUUCUAUUUUUGUUAUAAAUUCGAACUCUCAAGAGGAACUUCCGCCGCUGGAAGAUUGCCGGCUGUACAGGGUCAAUAUUACGGAGCUUCUUUCAAAGCCAGACGUAUAUGAGUCUUUCUUCAAUGUACUGUCUGAUGUCAGUGACGGUGAAAUAAAUAGAGAAAUGUUGAAAAUAAUGGCUGCUAAUAGGCGGCAUGAACUUUACGUUCUUCUUGGUCCUGUGGUGAAUUGGGAUGGAGAUACACCAAUCAUCUACUCUGGGAUUCAGGUUUGUGUGGAAGGAAACAUCGCAGAUGUUCCUGACUUAGGUGGUGAAAAGUUUUCUGAUUGUUUCUUUGUGUUCCGGGAUAUGCCGGAAAACCUGGAUUUUCCAGAACUUGUUGGAGUAAAUAUUCUGAAAGUGUAUGCAGUAGAGCAAGAUUAUGCAAAUACUGCAGUGCAACUAAUGACAAGAUAUUACAAUGGUGAUGCAGCAGAGGAUGCUUUACAAUUGAUUCCAGAGUUAGAAGGCCAUAUUUUCAUUCAGCUUCAGACAAGAACUUGGCCUUUAGUACACUAUGUGGGAGUAUUUGACAAACCGAAUCUAGCUCUGUUUGAUCAUUGGACGUCAAAUGGUUUUUCACCAAUCAUCAUUGGAAAAAUUAAGUAUCUAAAGUAUAAGAAAGAGGUAGUCUGUGCCAUGAUAAAGUGGUUGAAUGAUUAUGAGCCAAUUGUUGCUGCAAAUAUUUUCUGGUCUCACCCUCAGCUAUUCUCACUUGCUCGAAAUAAUUUUAAGAAAUGGCUGUCCGGCGAUCUGAAUUCCGUAGAUCAUUCAUUUGCCGCGAGGAUCCUUGAAAUGGAAUUUUAUAGCUGUAGAUCACCCAUUCUUAAAGAGAGGCCCUGGAAUGAAGUUGAAGAUCGCAUAAUCGUUGCUAUCAAUCGAGGAGCACCAGUCAGUCUAGAGGUGAUGGAUCCAGUGAUACGGAAAGUUGCUGACAUAUACUUUAAUGCUGUCCUUCCCAUUAUGUUGUCUGAAGUUGAUCGGUCUCUGUUGCUGCUUCGUGGUUUGCAAUUUCGUCCAACUGAUGAGAUAAUGGUCAAUAGCUACGCUAAACAAUGUUACAGUUUCUUUCUUCCAGCUGCAGCUGAGGAUCAUGAAUUUAUCAGAAGAGGACAUCAGACAAUCACUUGGAAAGACUCUUGCGACGGCAUUUGACUAUGUAUAUGGGCUAUUACCAGAGGUUGUGGAUUAGGAAGAGAUUCGGAAUUCAUGCAAAAUGGAUUUCAGUUUGACAUUAAUUCUGUAGUCUGACUACAUAUCAUCAUCUGUCUCUGAGUACUAACUUCUCUUACAACAGAUGUUUGGGUAUGCAGUUAUUGACAUUUCAGUUGUGUGUGUGAACUUUCUUGAAAGUGGUUUGCAUGGUUGGUCUUGUUGGAUUUUACAUUAAUCAAUCAAAUGAGAUUUGGGUUUUAUU